Molecule: messenger RNA, 2700 nt
Organism: Betta splendens (Siamese fighting fish)
Lineage: Eukaryota; Metazoa; Chordata; Actinopteri; Anabantiformes; Osphronemidae
Gene: lrrc56
Product: leucine rich repeat containing 56
Exons: 13
Coding region: 425-2224 (599 amino acids)
Molecular function (GO): protein binding
Source: RefSeq, a predicted model, not a curated record
UGGAGACAUUUGAGUUAUAAAAAACAUUUCCAGGAUUUAGCCUCAACCAGGGUACAUAAUAUUUAAGCAGCACAACGGUUUCAAGCGUAAAGCCUAUAUUUCCCAUGUGCCCACAACAACUGUGAACCCAGCACUAGGCUACUGUAUAUAGUGUCCGUUGGCAGAAAAAUGUUUAGUUUUUUAAUUGUAGUCGAAAAGUACAGCGUGGUUAUUAACUAUGUAGUUAGCAAAAGAAACACACAACAAAGACCAGUAAACGCAAAUCUUCUCGAGUGCACCACAUUUCCCAGGAUGCCAUUGGCCCGUAUCCAGGAAGUCGUCUCCGGUUGUCAAGCAAACUUUUGCUUGCAAGCUAAGUGCUCUCAGUCUGUAAAAUGUGCACGCCGUCUUUAUAGGCUGCAGCUGAAACAGGUAUCCUUGAGAGAUGAGUUGCUGUUAUGGUCGUGUGCCCCAGGAGGUCCGGCCUGGUACCUCACGUGUUUUGGUGACAGAGUUGUCCGGAUCAGGUCAGAUCAACCCUACGCCUGUAGAAAAGCCCUGUGAGGACUCAGAAACAGCUUUGGAGCUGAACCUUUCUCCAGAGAAACUGAAAGAGCUGUGUGGAACUGAAGACCUGUCUCAGAUAACGUCACUGGAACUCUGUGUAGACACACAAGAAAACACACUGGGUAACUUUGGUGCCUGCUUGCCCAAACUAGUGCAACUGAAAAUGAAUAACAGCAUGAUCAUGUCAGUAAGAGAUCUGGGAACCACCCUCUCCCACCUGCAGGUGCUGUGGAUAUCCUGCUGCUGCCUAACAGACCUAGAUGGCAUUUCUACACUGUCCUCUCUCAAGGAGUUGUAUGUGGCCUAUAACAACGUGUCAGACCUGAGUCAGGUCUCUAUGUUGGAGAACCUGCACCUGUUGGAUCUGGAAGGAAAUGAUGUAGCUGACUUAGUCCAGGUUCAGUAUCUGGGCUUGUGUAGCAAUCUUGAGAAACUUACGUUGGAAGGAAACCCUGUGUGUCUACGCCCAAACCCUACUGCCUCAGAGACUGCAGAGUACAGUUAUCGGGCUUCGGUGAGGGAGUUGGUCCCUCAGCUGCGUUACCUAGAUGAUGUAAGGGUGGAAGAGGACGGCCCGAGCUGCGGCAGCAUCAGGGGAGCGGACUGGGCCAUCCUCCAGCUCUCCAUCAAAGAGAGCUACUCCUCUCUCCCUGCUGCUGAAGAGGAGGAGACCGCAGACAGUGCAUGUCCUCAAUGCAGACCCAGCACGGCCAGGCGCCUUGUUUCCAGCCCCCCCUGCGCCUGGCCCUGCUCAUCAACAGGCUCCAGGCCUCACACUAGCUCCAGACCCACGUCAGCAAACAGGCCCGGAGUCCUCUCCCCUCCUGGGUCCAGACCUGGUUCUGUAAGCUCAGACUUAGCAGAAGUGGAGGCGGAAACCAGCGUCCUAACGCACGGAGCCGGUAAGAUUCUGUUCUGUGGAAACCCAGCCCGGGCUGUUCGAGAAAGGCGAGAAAAGUUGAGGACGGCACCCACCCGGUCUACGUUCACCCACUGUGACCUGCCCAUCCACGUGCCGGAGCACACGUAUGACCUUGAGGAGCCUGACGUGAGGGAACGCGAUGAUAUAUUUACAGAGCGACUUCAAGCCAUAGAGACAGAAAGACAGCCACAGAUUCUGGCAAUUCAGCAUGACGAUGAAGAAGAGGACAAAGAUGAGAAUGGAGAUGAAGAUUUAGCUGACACGCGCCGCAGUGACACUCCAUCCGCAGAUGUGGCUUCACUGUCCGUGCCCUCAGACGCUUCCAUGUCUCCUUCUCCCCCGCCCAGCGUCACGGCUGCCUCCGGUCAUCUGAGGCCGCUGGCGAUUCGCGCGGGUAGGCUGCGACUCGGCCAUGCCGGUUCGGAACAUUUAUCCGAUUACAGCGGAGCAGGCUGCCUUCCUGGGACAAGUACAAGAGCAGGAGACGCAGACCCAAAUCCCAAGUGGGUUCAUCGGACGAUGCGGACGGAUGUGCCUCAGGCUGCACGCAUACCUUGCCCUCCUCUAACAUAUGUUGAUGGAGCCAUGGGUUCGUGUGUCAAGAUGAAUGCAUGCGGUGGACAGUCCAGGUUUCAUGUGUCUAAGGUCCGGGACAGACCAGCGAUUACCCGACCCCACACAGCCAGGGCAGUGUUACAGAAACAUCACCAGUGCCACAUAGUCCAUUCCUGCAGAGGGAGCUCGCAUCCAAACUGACUCCAGUUCAGGCUGGUGUUUGUCUGUGCAGAUUGUUUAAACCACUGUUUUCUUAUGAAAUGUGAACAUCUUGUGUUGCUUUUAACGUCACUAUUUUGCCAUGAGGUGCUCUCCCUCUUUUUCUUUCCUUCCCCCGCUGAUAUGGUGCACCAGCAUAUACACAGCUUUAAAACAUGUAACAGGUAAAGAUCUGCCUUGCCGCCUUUAGUCUUCCCGUGGUUUUUCUAGCUGGCGAAAGAAUCAUGUUAAGUGAAAUCUUGCUUAUCUUCUUUGUGUUUUUCCCACUUCACGAAUAAAUAUGUAUGGUCUGUUGUAUUCUUUGCAAUAAUGUUUGUGUUAUAAUGUGUAUAAUUGUUAAAGUGUAAAGCUGUUGCCUACACGUUACAUGCUUCAUGCUGUCACUGAUCGUCUUGACCUUCAUGUAAUGAUGUCAUUUCGCCACCCGAGGGCGCUGUCAGUAAACUUCCUCUCCACCA